CGGCGUUUCCUGUCAUAAGCUUGACCUAGCUCUUAUUAGGCUUAUGCGCCAAAAGCUCACGACCCAGAAUCGGGCCCAAAUUCAGAUGCUAAUUCCUGAUUCGGUGGACUUCCGCCUUCAAUCGGGUCUUCACCCAAUGCGCCACUUCCCAGGGAUGGUUGUGGUUCAUUUUGACUCAAUCAAAGUCGGUCUUAGAUUCCCACUUCACCCCUUUUUUGUCUCCCUUUUAAAUUUCUACAAUGUAGUACCAGCCCAAAUAAUGCCGAACUCCUACCGGUCGAUAGCCGGUUUCAUUUGUCGUUGUCACAGUGUCAAUGUCAUACCCACUCUAGAACUUUUCCACUAUUUCUUUUCAGUUAUCCCCCAGCAGUCCCACGGCUUUCUGGUGGUAAGCUCCCGACCAGGACACAUUUUGUUCUGUGAGGCUCCUUCUUCCAUUAAGGGUUGGAAAGAUAGGUUUUUCUUUGUCUCUGUCCCGAACGGUUUGAUCCCUAGGAAGUGGAACGCAUUCCCUCCUAAAUCCCCCGAGCCAUUCAUCUCCGAGGAGCUUAGCAAAGAUGUCAUUGCUGUGGAGGCAGGAGGCUGCUUCAAAAUCAUGUCUUAUCUGACUCCCAAACGGCUAAUUAAGGCCGGGAUAGCUCUAAAGCAAGGCGAAACUUCAGACUCCGAAGGAGCCAAUCCCGAACAACCCGCCAUGGAUGACAGCAGGCUUUUCACCUUUGGUUUUGACGACGAGCCACCAACCUCUCCUCCCAAGCAGCAGAGGAAAACAAAGAGGAAGAGGUUGAGGAAGGCCGAUCAGGGGACAUCCUCC
Molecule: messenger RNA, 814 nt
Organism: Cuscuta epithymum
Lineage: Eukaryota; Viridiplantae; Streptophyta; Magnoliopsida; Solanales; Convolvulaceae
Source: the annotation of a GenBank genome assembly